ACUGUAUUUACACACCACGUAUGUUAUCCGUUCAAAAUAACCACAACAUUGUUUAUACGGGUCCAACUUCACGCUUUAACGGGACUGUUUUGAUCCAUGUCAUCAUUCAGUUAACACCAGAAAGAGCUAGAAAAUACUUUACGUAGAUAUGUAGCUUUAAAUCCGUUGUAAAGACAUGAAGAAAUACAGAGAGCUAUGGAGAGUAGAUUCUGUGUUUUGAGGGACACCGAAGACCUCCAAACGCUGAGUUCAAACACUGACAGCAGUCUCCACUUCGAAAGGUCUAAGACACUGUUUGAAGAAAUCCGUGCCUCCAUCAACAACAAUGACGAAGAGGACCGCUCCUUCUGGAGGCCUGUGCUCCCCUGGGGUGGCGUCUUUACCAUCAAAGCAGGGCGGAAGGCCAUAUCAUGCACUCCUCUGUACGUUCAGAUCAACCUCAAAAACACCUGCACCAUCGAUGGUUUCCUCAUGAUCCUGUACGUGAUCCUGCGGGACAACCAGGGCUUCUCCAGGGAGCUGGCUGUCUUCCUGGGCAAGCAGUUUGUGGAUCACUUCCUCUACCUGAUGGACUCCUGUGACUACACCACAGUGAAGAUGCUGUGGAUCUGGGACAGGAUGUCCAAAAGACAGUACCGCUCAGAGAUCCACCAGGCAGCACUGGAGAUCGACCUGUUUGGUAACGAGCAUGAGAACUUCACAGAGAACCUGGAGAACCUCAUGUCCACUAUGCAGGAGAGUCUGUGCACCAACUGGGCCUGCCCGACUCGCUACCAGGAGUUCAAGAGCACAAUCACCAUCAGCCCUCCUCAUGAGCUGCCUCACAGAGACCCCAUUCAGUCGGCCGUGGACGAGUUCUUCUGCCCCAAACUGCUGCUCUGCUCAGAACUGGGGUGUGGUGGUCUAAGGGAGUUCUCUCAGAGGGUUUUCUGCCACGGGCCGCCACCAUUUGUCAUUCUCAACAUGCAGCAGUGGAAGUCAGAGGAGCUGUCCUAUGUUCCUUACCAUCUGGCUCUCUGUCAGCGCAGGUACUUGCUAGAGGGCACCACACUCUUCAACAAAGAUGAGCAUCACUACUCUGCGGCCUUCCAGAUAGACGGCUGCUGGUUGCACUAUGACGGCCUGAGGAGUGACAAUCUGAUCCUGUUACACAAGCCACCAGAGCUCCUGCUGCUGUCCUCUCUGGUCUACAUCCGCGCCUCCGACAAGUGAACUCAUUUAAUCACAAGAGUAAAGCAUUCAUCCAGCCUUCUUCUGAUUAUCUUGUCAAGACUCCAUUACAUGACUGUGAUCAAGUUUCACUACUUACUGCACAAUCACUUUUUUAUAAUUGAUUCUUGUCAGCUGUUGCUUCCUCUGUUACUGUAGCUGUAUGAGUGCUGAAUGACACCUGCUCCACUUCAGGUGAAUGCUUGCAGAAAUGCAACUGACUUCUUUUGGGCAUGCUUGGAAUCCAAGAAUAUAAUGGACUAUAAUAGUUCUGGGUUGAUAUGCAUAAAUGACAAUAGCAGUGAGUGAUGCACAUUGUAUGCAUAUGACCCGACACAGGGGACAUCGAUAAGAUUUUCAUUGUGGUUGUUAAAUGGAUUACACUCUUGAGGGAACGUUUGCUAUCCAACUGCCUUGUAUAGGACAGACUUUAUAUUACAUUACCAUCACAAUUUUGGCUUUUACAUGUAUGUGUAUCUGCCUUUUCCUUAAAUUGAACAGGUGCUUUUUUUUUAUUUACACUGUUUUGAGGAUAAGAAACAGCUGAACAAUGCCAAUGACCAUGUCAGGGUUACUUUUUUUUUGUUAAGAUGCAUAAAUUCAUGGCAAGCAUGGCAAGUGUUUCAUGACUGUUAAGAUACAAAGUUCUUAAAUUUCAUAUAAAGGUUGAAGGCUGUCUAAAAUAUUUCUCUUCUUACAUUACAAGCUUAAAUAUUGCCUGCUUUGCUUCCAGGGCACCAAGCUGGCAGCAUGUUAACGAUACAUUCAAGCAUUUUAAAGGAACACUUCACCUGCAAAAUGAUCAUUUGUAUAUCAGUUACUCACUCAGUUAUGCUAAAUCUGUUUAGAGAACUGUGUUUUUCUAGCAAGCCACCAGGGUGAACGGAGAAUCCAAAAAAAGGCAAGCCUUCAUGAUGAAUUGAAGUCAAUGGGGUCCACAUUUUACAACAGCUAAAUUAAAUCAAAACAUCCAUUUAUAGACUCUCACACAACUUGUGCAGUAUAAUUCAAGACUCAUUUAUCCAGUCGUAUGUUCAGUGCUUCCUAGAGACAUGCAUAUUUGCUGACAAUGUUACAGUAUAUAACACGUCCUGCCCACUAAUGGCGUGCCCUGUGCGUAUGAGCUCCACUUGAGCAGAGUUUAAAGGCACCAGCGUCCCCAGACACGCUACUGAGACUAAUCGUACUAACGUGUUUCAAAUCGUAAUGUUUUAGUGAUAAUGCAUGUUUGGGAAUUGCUGACCACGGUACUAGGAUUAUACAGACUUGGAGUAAUACUGCACGAGUUGUGUGAGAGUUUGUAAACGGAUGUUUCGAUACAGUUUUGGUGUUAAACAAUAAUUCUGUUCACUUCAAUUCAUGAAUAUUUUGUAUUUUUGGAUUCUCCAUUCAUCAUGGAACACAGUCUGUUCACGAAAUCAGUGUUACAAGGGGGAGUAAUUGACACACAAACGGUCAUUUUGAUGGUGAAGUAUUCUUUUAACUGUAUCUCACCACACACUGCUGCUGCACAGGAACAUGUUUUCAUGCUAUUUUUUUUUAUAAAUGGUCUUUAACCUUAAAUAAUUUCUAUUAUUACAAAGUGCCUCUGCCAGGGAAAAUUUUGUUAAAGUGACUCCUUGAUUAUAAUUAAUUGUGACUUGCUCUUUUUCUAUGCAGAAUACAAAUACAAAUA
This is a messenger RNA of Epinephelus moara (kelp grouper), 2884 nucleotides long. RefSeq names its product chromosome 14 C14orf28 homolog (gene dorip1). The record is from RefSeq and is a predicted model, not a curated record. The transcript is spliced from 5 exons. The coding region runs from base 196 to 1212 and encodes 338 amino acids. Lineage: Eukaryota; Metazoa; Chordata; Actinopteri; Perciformes; Serranidae.